AAUAACGGUGUGAGUUCUACGCGGAUAAUAAAAGUUUUUCUUUGUAUUAUUAAACAAAAUGGCUAAAAACUACGUUACUAAUUUUAGAGGUGAGGUGUAUUUCACACCGGGUGGUAAAUUACAUUUAAAAGACGAACCAGUAACACCAAUUGAAGAAGAUUUUGGUGAUCAUAACAACUUCGAUUGUUUUGAAGAUGAUUUCGGAGGGAUGAGAAAAUCUUUAUCGAUGAAUGAUAUAGCUUCACUGAGACAAGAUUUGAUCAAGUUAGAAUUUACGGAUAGCCAGGAAGAAGUAUAUCAUAGACGUCGGCGACCGACUGGGCAGCCACAAGAGUUAUCGAAGACAAAAUUUGUGUCAAUGGCUGAAGCGAUAUACCACUACCAAAGGGACACUCCUGAUAGAUUCCACUCGAGCAGGCCCCGGUCAUUUCGCCCUAAGGGUUGUGGAGGUCCAGCCAGCUUAACAAUUCCUCAGUCUCCUAUGUUGAGAUGUAAAGCCCGUUCGCGACCACAUCAUAUACUCUCUCAAAAAGAGAAAGAAGAAUUGGAACUCGAGGAGAUUAGAAAAUUUAAAAUUAAAGCGAAUCCUAUUCCUAAAUCAGUUAUAGAGGGACCAAAACAUUUGCCUGAAGUGCCAAGAAAGCCAAUAACAGUCCCAGAACCAUUUAAGUUGACUGAAAUUCAAAAGAAAGCAGCUCAAUCACCUGGACAAGUACCAAAUUUUAAAGCUCGUCCAGCUCCAAAGCAUAUACUUGAGAAACCUCAAUUAGCAAUUAAAUCACUUCCGCAUGUGACUAAACCAGUUAGUCCCAAAUUCCGUUAUAAACGAGCAAACUCUGCUGAUCACUUUAAAUCUGAAACAAAGCUAAAGGAUCUGCCAGCCAAUGCUAAAAAAAUGGAUAAAUGUGAGAAGAUGGUACAGCGCCACGGUCCAGUGAAACCAGAACCAUUCUCAUUUGAAAAAAGAGAUGAAGAAUUAAAAAGAAAGAGAGAAGAAAGGAUAAAGAGGCAAUUGGAAGAGGAAAAAAGGCUUGCUUCUCAAUUUAAAGCUCAGCCUCUACCUGCGGCUGUAAAAAAGAGGAUGCAAUGUGGUAGUUCAGCAUGCAGUGCUUCUAAUACUUCAUCGGAGAAUAAGGAAAAUUAUGUUAAAUUUGAAGCUAAACCACCAACAGUGCUUUAUAAAGAGCCUUUCAAACCAGUUCUGCAACAAACACACAUAGUCAAGUCUAUUCCUUUUGAGUUGACCACAGAAAAAAGAGCAGCGGAAAGAGAAAGAUUUGAAAAGCAGUUAAAAGAAAAAGAAGAAGAAAACGAGAGAUUAAAACAGGAGAAAGAAAGAGAACAGCUCGAAGCAGAAGAGCGUGCAAUAGUUGAAUUACGGGCCAAGCUUGUGCAUCAUGCAAAACCAGUUCCAUCAUUAGAUCCAUUUGUCCCAGAAAAGUCAGCUGCACCUAUUACUGUUCCGGAAACACCUAAGUUUGUUAGGAGACUGAGGCAAAAUUAAUAUUUUUAAUUGGCUCUUAGUAUAAAAUCAUGAAAUAUUUUUAAGCCAUUAUAAUAAUUAGCUUUUGA
Molecule: messenger RNA, 1572 nt
Organism: Melitaea cinxia (Glanville fritillary)
Lineage: Eukaryota; Metazoa; Arthropoda; Insecta; Lepidoptera; Nymphalidae
Product: targeting protein for Xklp2-like
Exons: 1
Coding region: 59-1504 (481 amino acids)
Biological process (GO): activation of protein kinase activity; regulation of mitotic spindle organization
Cellular component (GO): spindle; microtubule
Source: RefSeq, a predicted model, not a curated record